GUCUAAUUUAAGAGCUCGAAGUGAACAGAACAAAAAUGAGAAGCAAACAUAGUUUUAUAAGUAUAAUUUGGCUGGUGUUAAUGCUACAGUUGGUAACAGCACGCACUGUAUUGCAUCGCCGUACCGAGAUCGACGCUGAUGGCGAGAAGCACACGAAAACAUGGACAACGCACGAGGCAGAUGAGGAUUUCAGCUCCGCAGCGGGUGCUGCGGAUGACGGCUUUCAGACAUUCUCUCGCAAUGGCAUCACAUUACGCAUUAAACCUCAAGUGACAACAUUGCGCAUCGGUGGCAAGAAUGUUAGCCCCGAGCAGCUGCUAGAGCAGGCGAAGCAUUCGAAGGAGCUGGAGCUGCUCGCUGUGCGUCAACUAAUGAGCACAGGCCAACCUGUGAAGCGUACGAAUAUUGAGAAUGGGCGUAAGCAUACGAGCAUUUAUACGCUGGAACCGGAUGGCAGCAUUGUUUGCAAGAAGGUGGAAGAUAUCGAUUUGGCAGAUGUGGAACGUAGGUUCGAGGAAAUUAUAAAGCAGCAGCAAGCAAAGCAGAAUCCGAAUAAGCUUAGCGAUUGGGAGUGGGCAGAAGAUGAUAAACCAAGCGCGGAGACUCCAGUAUUGAGAGCGCCGCAGCAACCCACUCAAGCAAACAAACCAAACCAGCCAGCAGGAAGACCAGUUUGGGCAUCACCAUCUGCUGCCAGGCGUCCUACACCUGCAGCUGAUGAUAAUUUCGGCGGCGGCGGUGCGCCACUGUUCAAACACAAUACACAGCUACCAAACACAUGGCACAGUGAUUCGUGGGACAAGGAUGAUCCCUUCAGUCCGCCUGAAUUACCCGCUUUUGGGGCAUUCGAUGAUGAUUGGAAUUUCGAAGAUCCUCCGGUGCCUACCGAUGAAACAAACACCUUCACCAACACCCAUACCGACAAAGAUGGUAACACAGUGCACACCAGCUACACGACGGGACCGAACGAGUGGAAGCGCAAGACGGUAAAAAUUUCUUCAAACUUCCAACCCAAAGAAACGACAACACUACGCAGCUUGGAAGAGUUUCUCAAAUCACAAUAUAAUCCAAGCAAUGACGCGCCACCGCUGCUCCCAUCAUCAGCCGCAACAACGUCCACUACACCGCAACCUGUGAAGACUAUCAACAUCGAGGAUUUACAACCCGUUGCCGUGCUUAACAUAAACAAGCCUGCGGAUGAACAAUUCUUGCAUCCACUCGGACCAAAUGCUGGCGAACAGAAGCCCAUAAAAACGCUCAAGAUAGACAAUAUACCGCCCACUCCCGAUUUAGAUGAUCCACGCGUUGAACUUACCAAAGUGCGUACCCUCACCAAAACAUUCAACAGCAAUCACCCACCAUCAUCAGCUGAUUUAGAUCCCAACAUGUUGGAUAUAUUGAAGCGCGCUGGCAUCCGGCCUGAAGAUAUCAGCAACUCGAAUGGUCACACGAUAACAAAGACGCGCACGGAACCGGAUGGCCGCAUAGUGACGACAACAUAUCGCGUGCGUCCAACCUACGGUGUCAAUAGCUUUGAGCCGCUUACGCAUGUCAAACCUUACCACGUCUCGUCUUUCCGUGACAGUCCGUACGCCGCACAAAAUCCAAUCGAGAUACCUUCAUUUCUCGAUGCUCCCCAACUUAGUAAACACCAUAGCGCUAGCCAUUUUGGCGUCGAUUUCACGCCUUUUUCAGCUGUUCCAUUGGAUGAAAGCUCAACAACUACAACGACGCGUAAGUCGUUGGUACGUGAUCGCGAACCAUUGCACCCGGAACUUGAAGACGUAGAAGGAGCUGUCACAUUAAACCCAUUGCUAAUACAUCCAGUGGAUUCGGCUACCCCAGCUUCAGCUAGCGCACCAAAGAUCUGCGCUCCAAAGACAAGAACUGGAAAGAGCGCAAUUGUUGAGUUUUUAGCCAAAAUUGGCAUUUCAGUGGCGGAUUUAGAUGCACAAAAUGGUGAACUUAUUAAGACCAUAGUCGACGACGAUGGCCGCACGCUAACGGCUAGAUUUGUGUUAAGUGCGCCGGUGGCUUCUAAGUGUGAUAAGUAAUUACAUGCGUACAUAUGUGUGCUUGAUUUAAAAUUAAAAUGCUAUUAUUUGUGCAAAUAAACUGCUUUUUGUUUUGAAUGGAUUUUUUAGUUUGGAAA
Molecule: messenger RNA, 2152 nt
Organism: Rhagoletis zephyria (snowberry fruit fly)
Lineage: Eukaryota; Metazoa; Arthropoda; Insecta; Diptera; Tephritidae
Source: RefSeq, a predicted model, not a curated record